AUGAUGCGUACCGUGAUUCCUCUGAUCGUUGCACUCGGCUCGCUGGUAAAAGCCAUCCAAAUUACUAGCCCUGUGGCCAACUCGACCUACGCAGCCGGGUCCACCGUCGCCAUUGAAUGGACCAGCGUUGACACCGAUCCCACCAACUUCAGUCUCUAUCUUUGGAACUUUGUGUCCUGGCCUCCGUCUUAUGUUCCCCUGGCGAUGGAUGUUCCGACCUCGGAUCUUUCACACUCAGUCCAAAUCCCUUGUGACACCAACCCUGAAUGGGGCUAUCAGAUCAGCGGUAUUAACGGCACCAACGUCUACGUCAUCUACGCCCAGGGAGAAAAGUUCAGUGUGUCCCAGCCCAUUGAAGGCGCCGCCUGCGUCGACAUUGCUCCUUCGCCGACUGCAUCCACCUGCCCUAGCGCUGCGGCGUCUACCGUUUAUGUCACGGUGAGCCCCACCGGCCCUAGCUCCCGUCAUUUCCAUUAUAAUUCCUCCCAAGUCCAUCCCUCUCCUUCACCCAGCACCGCCAGCACCUCCUCAAGUGUGAAGCCUGGAAUUGUACCUAAGACUAUUGGUUGGUGCUCAGACUACUCCCACCCUGUGACAUUGGACACGAUUCCCACCCCGACGCCGUCAGAGCUUGUGGCCAACCAUCGGGAUAGACACCAUGCUUCAUCGAUGAUCACCGCCGCGCUGGCCCAGGUGACUGAUGCUGGUAGUCCUCACGUCAAGACUAUCACCACUACUAUCACCAAGGUAGUGUGUCCGGCAUGUAUGUGA
Molecule: messenger RNA, 771 nt
Organism: Penicillium maclennaniae
Lineage: Eukaryota; Fungi; Ascomycota; Eurotiomycetes; Eurotiales; Aspergillaceae
Product: GPI anchored serine-threonine rich family protein
Exons: 1
Coding region: 1-771 (256 amino acids)
Source: RefSeq, a predicted model, not a curated record